GCGGCGAAGAGAAACAGUGAGUCAUGCUAUCUUGGUUUUUCAUGACGGGGUACACGGCAGCUCUGAUUUUCAUGGUGCAAUCGGAGAAGAAAGAUGCUAGGUGCAUUUAAAUGAUGACAGGGAAGUGUUGUUGGUUGGUUGGUUUGUUUAAUCAUUCGAUUCGAGCCAGGUCCAUCUUUUCUUUAAAGGAACGAUAAAACAGGAGACUUUUCUCCUUCCUUCUUGUUUCUGCGGCGGCCGUGUGGGUCCAGGAGAGACCGCGGGGGCCCCUCCCUCAGUCAGACCGUCAGUGGAUUGGAUGACUGCUGUGUGAUCAGGCCCGGAUUAGCUUCGGCGGGUGCAAAUGCAAGCCGCUACAAAUGGGGCCGGUGUAUGCUGUUCAUCUUCCUUCCUUCCAAUCCGGAUUGGAGCGGGGACUAACAAGCUUCGCUCGUCAUCUCGCUGGGGUCUGAGAGCGGUCCUUCCCCCCGGCCCUCCUCCUCCUCCAUCCUCUCUUGCCUGCGCCUCGCCGGGAAAGUCAUGGCAGAAGUGCCCCCCCUGGUCAAGAUCAAGGUCUCCCUCAAAAUCCAGCCAAACGACGGGCCCGUCUACUUCAAAGUGGACGGCCAGAGGUUUGGCCAGAACAGGACCAUUAAGUUACUCACGGGGGCCAAGUACAAGGUGGAGGUAGCCUUGAAGCCGGGGACCGUCCACGCCACGACUAUGGGUCUAGGGGGAGUGACUGUACCCUUGGAAGAGACAUCAAGAGAGCCCCAGACUGUUGUUUAUACUGGAAUCUAUGAUACAGAAGGAGUUGCUCACACCAAAAGUGGGGAGAGGCAGCCUAUUCAAGUGAACAUGCAGCUCAAUGACAUUGGUGCUUUUGAAACAGUCUGGCAAGUCAAGUUCUACAACUACCACAAGCGAGAUCAUUGCCAGUGGGGAAACAGCUUUGGAUGCAUCGAAUAUGAAUGCAAACCCAAUGAGACGCGCAGCCUCAUGUGGGUAAACAAAGAAACCUUCUUCUGAAGCACAACGAGGCUGAUGUGGCUGGACAAUCUCUUGGUAAAAGAGCCUAUCUUCAAACCAGUGCGACGCCUUAACACAGGCACUCUGUAUAGAUGCUUCUGUGCUUGACACAGACUGCAGCCCAAAGGGCACUGACUUGGGAAUAAGUUGCCUUCCAAAUUGGUGGGAUUUGUUUCCAAGUGCUUGUGCUUGAGAUUAUGUGCAUAAAAUGAGUGUUAACCCCCCACACCUUCACUGUAGUGAACAUGGCACAUGCAAAUAUUGCAGUCCCCCCACUGGGAGACCCACUAUGUAAUACUACUAGGAUGUGAUUCUGAAUGGUUGUCUUAAGAUUCGUUGUGACAUGCUGAUGGUGGCUUUGGUAUUCAUAUUUUUGUUAGUGUUCCUUCAUGCCAGUAAGAUCUGUAGUGAUACAACAUUGCAAAUACCAGAUGACUGCAUAUCUGGCCAAGCAAAAUCCACAGCCCUAUUCAAGUUGCACCUGCUUAGUUUUUCCUACUGCUGUAGGGGAGAUUUCCAGUUUUCGAUCAUCAAAGGUUGUAAAAUCUGACUGGCUUUCCCAUUCUGUGAGACUUGUGUUGACUUUCCCAGUCUCCAAAAUGACCCUGACCUACUGCAGUGAUGGAAUAUUGACAUAGACACAAGAGUGGCAAAGCAAUACAUCUAUGGUUUUAAAUGUGUGUGAAUAAUGCUAAUACUUGUAAGCAGUGGUUUGUUUACAUGUGAAGUGAAAUAGCUUGGCUGCUGGGAAUCUUUUGAGCUGCAAUUGCUGUUGCACUAAAAAGCCUUUCAGGUUAAACAUGGCUGCAACAGGCCUAAAAGGGGAAGCAUAUCUUUUUGCAUAGGUUUGUACAGGACUCUGAACCCGGGUGCUAAGUCCUCUGGAAACUGUUUACAACUGUGUCAAACUUAAAGCACAUUCUAUUUCUAAAAGAGCGGAAAUGUUGCUUUCCUCAAGCUCUACUGGAUUAAGGUGGUCAUGUGUCUGCAUUAUCUUGCAUAUCAGCUGUUCCUUCAUGUCAAUAAUCUGUAAACCAUUACCAAACUUUUGACCUUUGUAAUAAAGUACUUGGAAACCAA
Molecule: messenger RNA, 2088 nt
Organism: Hemicordylus capensis (graceful crag lizard)
Lineage: Eukaryota; Metazoa; Chordata; Lepidosauria; Squamata; Cordylidae
Gene: CNRIP1
Product: cannabinoid receptor interacting protein 1
Exons: 3
Coding region: 520-1008 (162 amino acids)
Biological process (GO): negative regulation of signaling receptor activity
Cellular component (GO): plasma membrane
Molecular function (GO): type 1 cannabinoid receptor binding
Source: RefSeq, a predicted model, not a curated record